Capsella rubella is the source of this 1892-nucleotide messenger RNA. RefSeq lists its product as uncharacterized. The record is from RefSeq and is a predicted model, not a curated record. NCBI's taxonomy places the organism in Eukaryota, Viridiplantae, Streptophyta, Magnoliopsida, Brassicales, Brassicaceae. The coding region runs from base 458 to 1633 and encodes 391 amino acids. Gene Ontology annotation, cellular component: chloroplast. The transcript has a single exon. Gene Ontology annotation, molecular function: double-stranded DNA binding. Gene Ontology annotation, biological process: chloroplast organization; regulation of DNA-templated transcription.
GUUCUAAUUUUUUUUUUGGUUUUCACAAUAUAAGCAGGGCAGAAUAGUAAUUUUAUUGCAUCUGAUUCAUCUUCCUCCUCCCAACUUAGGCCUGAGCUUGCAAGCACCAGCGAGCAGCGGAAGAUUUUAACACCGAACGAGGCCACGACUUAGGAUUACGAACGCCAGCGAGAAGAAACUUAAAUUUGGCAAUCAAAUUGCGGUUUGGUCUUAACGGAAGCAUCUAUUGGGGCAAUAUCAGCAGCAUCCCCGUGACUGUGAGCCUCUUCUUUUCCUUGUUUCAAGAACCAAUGCAUUUGGGAUUGAAAGGGAUUUAGUUUCUAGGAUUUAUCAUUAUUUUUGGUUGUGAUUUUGGUGUAUCCUGAAUUCCUGGCGAGGGUUCUUUGUGUUGUUGCUAUCACAUUCGAUUUUGUUGAGAGAUUUGGAAGAGAGGCUUAGGAUUUAGGGUUUAUGUAUCAUGUCAAACUUGUUAUACUGCCGACGGUUUUGUCUGAGAUCUUCGCGUCCAAUCAAUUCGGGAGAUUCUGUGUCCAUUUCGCAAUUGAUCACUCAUAAGCUAAGGUGUCUACUGAGUAGAGCAUUGUGUUCAGUCUCAGAAGGCAAAACCGAGGUUGCCAAAGAGAAGAGACCAUGGUUAAAGUCGUUUACUGUCUCGUACCUCGUGAACUCAUGUGGGUUGUCUUUGGAAUCUGCUAAGUCAAAGUCCAGAUUCGUUAAGUUGUCAUCUUCCGAAAGACCAGACUCUGUACUCACACUGCUCAAGAACAGUGGCUUCACCAAUGAGCAGAUCAUUAGGGUUGUCAAAUCAUUCCCUACUAUUCUGAUAGUGAACCCUGAGGUUGUACUCUUGCCAAAACUCAGUUUUUUCCGUUCAAUCGGGUUAUCCAGCUCUGAUACCGCCAAACUUAUCUCAAAUUGUCCCACAACGCUGUCCCUUAGCUUGACUAACAGGCUGAUCCCUUGCUAUGAUUCCCUCAAAAGUAUACUCGGUGAGCAAGAAAAUGUCCUCAAAUGUCUGAGACGUGGAUAUUGGAUUUUCACUUUGGACACUGCAAAGUUCUUGGCUACACGGCUAUCCCUCUGUCGGGAUAUUGGAGUCCGGGACCAAAGCAUCAAAAGACUGGUCCAAAAUGGUCCACUCGUGUUCUUCUGCUCCGAGAGAAAGUUCAACGAGGUCCUUAACAGAGUUCGUGACUUUGGUUUUGACCCCAAAAAGAUGUAUUUCGUUCAUGCUAUGUUAGUUUUCUUUCAUGUUAGUGAAUUCACCAUGGAACACAAGUUUGGGCUGUACCAACAGUUUGGUUGGUCCAAAGAGGAUUGUGUCGCGGCAUUCAUGAGAUUCCCAAAUUGUGUGAAAAUAUCGGAUGAGAAGAUAACGGGAACCAUGGAGUACCUCAUAAACAAUGUGGGUCUCCCGCCUGGUACCAUCGCUAUGCAACCUUUUGUUUUGGGUCUAAGCUUGGAGAAGAGAAUCAAACCGAGGAACAUGGUGAUCUCUGAGCUUCUGUCUAAAGGGUUUGUGAAGAAAGAAGAUUUGAACUAUUUCCAGAUUCUUAAGAUUAAAGAUUGUGUGUUCAUGGAUAAGUAUGUUCUGAAAUUUCAGCAGGUUUCUGCUCUCCAGCCAUGCCCUUGACAGAAGAGAUUGUGUGUUUGUGUGGUCGUAGAUUGAUGCUGUCAAAAUUUUAGAUUAUAAUGACCCCAAUGCUUAAGAAAACUUUCAAGACAAUUAGUUGCAGACGGUUAACCAAAGAGCUUGUUCUCUGCAGUUUUCAGAUCAAUGGCAGUUAGGCUCCGAGACUUGCAUGCCAAACUUUGUAUUCCAGAAAAUCAAAAAGAAGCAUUCUUAUCUGUUUUCUUUGUUUGACCUGUUUAAUUCGUUUUUACUUUAGCUU